Messenger RNA from Elgaria multicarinata webbii, 3375 nucleotides. RefSeq names its product nuclear factor kappa B subunit 1 (gene NFKB1). The transcript has 24 exons. Gene Ontology annotation, cellular component: cytoplasm. Gene Ontology annotation, molecular function: DNA-binding transcription factor activity, RNA polymerase II-specific; protein binding; RNA polymerase II cis-regulatory region sequence-specific DNA binding. The coding region runs from base 195 to 3149 and encodes 984 amino acids. Gene Ontology annotation, biological process: regulation of DNA-templated transcription; signal transduction. The record is from RefSeq and is a predicted model, not a curated record. NCBI's taxonomy places the organism in Eukaryota, Metazoa, Chordata, Lepidosauria, Squamata, Anguidae.
GCCUCUUUCGAGCCGCUGUGUUGACAUGGCGCUUUACUGACGGCGAGUCCUUCUCCUUUUCCUGCUGGGUCUUUUUUUUUAUUAUUAUUUUUACUGCUCCUGUCACUUUCUCGUAGCGACCCGGCUUCCUCUUCCCAUCCUCGGCGAGGCGUGCUUCGUAUCAAGGGGACACAAGGAAUACCUGAGCCCUCAGAAUGGCGGAUGAUAGUGCAUAUCUCUUGGGAGUCACAGAUCACCCGGUGUUUGCAGUGGACCACUACACAAUGGGGAUGCCGCUGUUCAAUAACGCAAACAUGCUUACAUCUGACCUAUCGCUUCGCACAGCUGAUGGGCCAUACCUUCAAAUUGUUGAACAGCCUAAGCAGAGGGGGUUUCGUUUCCGCUACGUUUGUGAAGGACCAUCACAUGGUGGACUUCCUGGAGCUUCAAGUGAAAAGAACAAAAAAUCAUAUCCACAAGUUAAAAUCUGCAAUUAUACCGGGCCUGCAAAAGUAAUCGUGCAGUUAGUCACAAAUGGAAAACAUGCCCACCUGCAUGCUCACAGCUUGGUGGGGAAACACUGUGAGCAGGGAGUUUGCACAGUUAAUGCAGGACCGAAAGACAUGGUCGUAGGGUUUCCAAACCUGGGAAUACUGCAUGUUACAAAGAAGAGAGUUUUAGACACACUGGAAUCACGCAUGAUCGAUGCCUGUAAAAAAGGCUACAAUCCAGGACUACUAGUACACCCUGAUCUCCACUAUAUACAAGUAGAAGGUGGAGGGGAGAGGCAGCUAUCAGACCGAGAACGAGAAAUCAUUCAUCAGGCAGCACUUCAGCAAACAAAAGAGAUGGACCUCAGUGUUGUGCGGCUCAUGUUCACAGCAUUCCUUCCUGACAGCACUGGAAGUUUUACAAGAAGACUUCAACCUGUCUUUUCUGAUCCUAUAUAUGAUAGCAAAGCCCCCAAUGCAUCCAACUUAAAAAUUGUACGAAUGGAUCGGACAGCAGGCUGUGUGACAGGUGGAGAAGAGAUUUACCUUCUUUGUGACAAGGUUCAGAAAGAUGAUAUUCAGAUUCGUUUUUAUGAAGAAGAUGAAAACGGUGGCGUCUGGGAGGGUUUUGGAGACUUUUCGCCUACUGAUGUGCACAGACAGUUUGCCAUAGUAUUCAAAACACCCAAAUACCGAGAUGUUAAUAUCACGAAACCAGCAUCUGUUUUUGUCCAACUACGACGAAAAUCUGAUCUGGAGACAAGCGAACCAAAGCCAUUUCUAUACUACCCUGAAAUCAAAGAUAAAGAAGAAGUGCAAAGAAAACGACAGAAGCUCAUGCCCAACUUCUCUGAUAGUUAUGGUGGAAGUGGUGCAGGUGCUGGAGGAGGUGGAAUGUAUGGAGGAGGAGGAGGAGGAGGAGGUGGUGCUGGAGGCGGCGGUGGAGGUGCUGGAUCAGGAUAUGGAUACUCACCAUAUGGGUUCUCUGGUUACGGAGCAAUGCACUUCCAUACCAGCACGAACAAGGCUGGUGCAGGAAUGAAACAUGGAUUCUUGAAUGACAUGCCUAAAAACCAUAGUGAGAGCUGCUGCCACAAAAAACACAGUGUUAAAUUCAAAGAGAAAGUAGAGAUCGAAGAGGAAAGAAAAACCAAUAUCGGCACAGCUCUUGAAGUGGAAGAAGACGCUUUAUCAUGUGUUGAUGCAGACAGUUGUUUACAAGAUGCUUUCUUUUUGGAGAAAGCCAUGGAGCUUGCUAAGUGCCAUGCUAAUGCUCUUUUUGACUAUGCGGUCACUGGAGAUGUGAAGGUGCUACUGGCUGUACAGCGCCACCUUACAAAGGCCCAGGAUGAAAAUGGUGACAAUGUUCUUCACUUAGCAAUUAUUCAUCUUCACAUGGAACUGGUGAGGAAUCUCUUAGAAGUGAUAGCGGAUCUGAAUGCUGCUGAUGUUCUCAAUGUGAGAAAUGACCUUUACCAGACCCCUUUACACUUGGCUGUUAUCACAAAGCAGGCAGCAACAGUAAAGGACUUGCUCAGAGCUGGGGCAGAUGUGAGCCUCUUGGAUCGCUAUGGCAAUUCGGUCUUGCAUCUGGCAGCUGAACAAGGAGAUGAGAAGGUGUUAAGUCUGCUGCUUAAUCACAAAGUUGCAUCUCUGAUGAAAGACCUUCCUAAUGGGGAAGGCCUGACUGCCAUUCACCUAGCUGUGAUGGUGAACAGCGUGCCUUGUCUCAGACAACUCAUUGCUGCUGGUGUCGAUGUCAACGCCCAGGAACACAAAUCUGGGAGAACUGCCUUGCACCUGGCUGUGGAACAAGGAAAUGUCUCCUUGGCAGGUUGCCUACUGCUUGAGGGGGAUGCGCUUGUGGACAGCACGACGUAUGAUGGAACGACGCCACUUCACAUAGCAGCUGGGAGGGGCUCUACAAAACUGACAGCUCUUCUCAAAGCAGCAGGUGCAGAUCCUCACAUUGAGAACUUUGAACCACUGUUCGAACAAGAAGACAUGAAAGACAAAGAUGAUGAAGAUGAAGGGAUUGUACCUGGAACAACACCUUUGGACAUGGCAAGCAGCUGGGAGGUGUAUGACAUCUUGAACGGCAAACCCUCAAUGUCGAAAGUGGCUUCUGAUGACUUACUGACUCAAGGAAACAUAAAAGAGCUGAAUGAGGAUGUUAAAUUACAGCUCUACAAGUUGCUUGAAGUACCUGAUCUGAAUAAAAAUUGGUCCAUGUUGGCACAAAAACUGGGCCUAGGGAUACUAAACAAUGCCUUCCGAUUGAGUCCUUCUCCACCAAAAACUCUCUUGGAUAAUUAUGAGGUUUCUGGUGGUACAAUAAAGGAGCUGGUUGACGCCUUGAGAGAAAUGGAUUAUCCAGAGGCUGCUGAAAUAAUUCAGAAGGCAUUAUCCAUCUCAAGUCAGUCCGACCAAGCGAAGACAAAAGAUGCCAGUUUAUUUGACCCGCUUUCCUCUCCCAUGACAGCAGAAACAGGUGAAAUCUGCAAUCUAAAAUUCCAGGAUACUGAAAGCAUUUGUGACAGUGGUGUAGAGAUCUCGCUUCGCAAACUUAGCUUUACAUAUUCUGAGUCUUUCCCCAGCAAGUCACCAGUAACUCUUAAGAAACUGGCCACGAGAUAUGGACAGGACAACUCGCUACAAGGCAAAAUCGAAGCCACUUAGAGGUGUGGAACGGUGAUGUAACGUUCUUUGCAGAGAAAGAGAGCUGUUAAUGAUCCAAAGUGCACUGGAAGAAAAAAGCUCUUUGAAAUGUACGUCCACAGGACUGUUCGACAAACAUUGACCAGAUCCCAGUAAAGUCGGAGGCUCAGGACUGAAUUGAGUUAAACUUUCUUUGUUCCUAAGAUCUUCACCUCUAGAGGAAAUUAACUAAACCACUUGAUAUUCA